AUGCUACCAAUAGAAAAAGAAAAUUCUAGAGUUGCUACAACUAAACCAUUGGAUGAGCUUUAUACAAACACAUACCAAAAAACAGAUGUUGACUUAGUUCAAGCAGAAGGAUAUCGUUUUGAAUAUCCUCUACGAUGGAUGAGAGACCCAUCUGUCACAAAAGCGGUUGGGUUCAGAAGAAUAAAAUUUCUUCGUCAAACUCAAAACUUUGGUUUCGUUGUAAAGUUUAAUGUAACUAUUUCUGGCUCAACUAACUCUUACACUCGUAUGAUUUCACUAGAUACAAGUGGUAGUUUAGAAAAAACUCUUAUUGACUUUGAAUCUAACUUAAACAAUUUAUACCGACAGAUGGUUAGUAUUAAAAAGGAUUUAAACGAAGGAACAUACUAUGCACAAGUUACAUAUGACAGAAAAACAGGGCAUGUCGAUUUUAUUAGAGUCGAAAAUAAUACAAGUGCUGGUUCUUUGACUACACAGUUUGAAACAUAUUCUUGGGCACUAUUUCUCAUAAUGUUAAACCAAAAUGUGACUAGUAUUCCAGAUAGGUUUAACUUUCAAAACUAUGAUUUAGAACAAAAAUUUGACAACGUCUUUGACCCCGAAAAUACUAUCGUUCAUGCAACUUUCAGUGGAGCUAAAAAUAGUUUCUUAGCAAUGGCAAACGACUUUUAUGAGAAACCGACAAAGUUCUAUGAACCUCCGAGUGGAAGUAUUUCAGACUUUCAAAUAUGGUUUACAACUAACGGUACAAAAAGAGUCGUUCCAUUGUAUUAUAACUUUUAUUUAGAGCUAUCGUUUAUUUACAACUAUUACAAGUCUUUAACGACUAAAGACUAA
Molecule: messenger RNA, 837 nt
Organism: Trichomonas vaginalis G3
Lineage: Eukaryota; Parabasalia; Trichomonadida; Trichomonadidae
Exons: 1
Coding region: 1-837 (278 amino acids)
Source: RefSeq, a predicted model, not a curated record